UUUUUUUUUUUUUUCUGUAGCCGAGCGGGUGCUGCUAGCGGAGGCGCCAUAUUGAAAGGGACAAAACUCCGGCGACAGCGAGUGACACAAAUAAACCCCUGGACGCCCUCGUUUCUCUAGUUCUAAGGGCCGCGAUGUUGUACCUAGAGGACUAUUUGGAGAUGAUUGAGCAGCUUCCCAUGGACCUGCGGGACCGCUUUACCGAGAUGCGCGAGAUGGACCUGCAGGUGCAGAAUGCAAUGGAUCAACUAGAACAAAGAGUCAGUGAAUUCUUUAUGAAUGCAAAAAAGAAUAAAUCUGAAUGGAGAGAAGAACAAAUGACAUCCAUCAAAAAGGAUUACUAUAAAGCUUUGGAAGAUGCAGAUGAGAAGGUACAGUUGGCAAACCAGAUAUAUGACUUGGUAGAUCGACACUUGAGAAAGCUGGAUCAGGAACUGGCUAAGUUUAAAAUGGAGCUGGAAGCUGAUAAUGCUGGAAUUACAGAAAUAUUAGAGAGGCGAUCUUUGGAAUUAGAUACUCCUUCACAGCCAGUGAAUAAUCACCAUGCUCAUUCACAUACUCCAGUGGAAAAAAGGAAAUAUAAUCCAACUUCUCACCAUACAACAACAGAUCACAUCCCUGAAAAGAAGUUUAAAUCUGAAGCUCUUCUAUCUACUCUUACAUCAGAUGCCGCUAAGGAAAAUACACUUGGAUGUCGAAAUAAUAAUUCCACAGCCUCUUCCAAUAAUGCUUACAAUGUGAACCCCUCCCAGCCCCUGGCAUCCUAUAACAUUGGCUCAUUAUCUUCAGGAACUGGUGCCGGGGCAAUUACCAUGGCAGCAGCUCAAGCAGUUCAAGCUACAGCUCAGAUGAAAGAGGGACGAAGAACAUCAAGUUUAAAAGCCAGUUAUGAAGCGUUUAAGAAUAAUGACUUUCAGCUGGGAAAAGAAUUUUCGAUGCCCAGGGAAACAACUGGCUAUUCAUCAUCUUCGGCACUCAUGACUACGUUAACGCAGAACGCCAGCUCAUCAGCAGCUGACUCCCGGAGUGGGAGAAAGAGCAAAAAUAACAACAAGUCUUCCAGCCAGCAGUCAUCAUCUUCCUCCUCCUCCUCUUCGUUGUCAUCAUGUUCUUCAACAUCUACUGCAGUGCAAGAAAUCUCUCAGCAGACAACAGUAGUACCAGAAUCUGAUUCAAACAGUCAGGUCGAUUGGACUUAUGACCCAAAUGAGCCACGCUAUUGCAUUUGUAAUCAGGUAUCCUAUGGUGAGAUGGUGGGAUGUGAUAACCAAGAUUGCCCUAUAGAAUGGUUCCAUUAUGGAUGUGUUGGAUUGACGGAGGCACCAAAAGGAAAGUGGUACUGUCCACAAUGCACGGCUGCCAUGAAGAGGAGGGGCAGCCGACACAAAUAAGAGUGGCCAUUCCACGUGAGGAAGGAAAAAACUUCAGCUUAAUAUUUUAUAUAGGACUUUAAGAAAAAAGAAAAGGGAAAGAAGAAACAACGCAUUUCUCAGCAACUGCUUAAAGGAUUUAUAUAGACAAUCCUAUAAGAUCUUGAACUAUAAAUUUUAUGGAUUGUAUUUUAAUAAUGUAAGUAAAUUAUUUAUGCACUCCUGGUGUGCUCUGAAUAUUAUUCCAGUUAGCCUUGGAUUAUUUCAGUGGCCAACACAUGCAGACAUUUGUACUCCUCAACCAUUUUCUCAAAGUAAUGGGCAUUCUAUAAUUUAGACUUCAAAGAAUUCCAACAAUGAAGAUUUUAAGAAAAGUAUUUUAUAUUCAACAGGUAUAUUCUGCUGCAUGUACUGUACUCCAGAGCUGUUAUGUAACACUGUACAUAAAUGGUUGCAAAAAAAAAAAAAAGUCAGUGCUUCUUUCAGAAGACUUUAAGAUAAUGGUUUUUAAAAUGCCUUUAUAAUAAGCUUCAUUUCUUUGUGAAACUAAAUUCAGCAGGCUGAAGAAAAUGGUUCGUGUAAUAAAGUGGGCUGGCAUCCUCUAGAGUACCUAGGUACAUAAACAGAAACUCCUGUAGUUAAAAACUGAUCUGUGCCAUUAUUCUUUAUAUGUUUCUGCAUCCAAAUAGAAUGCAGUUCAUGAGGGUGGGAGGGGGGCUGAAGAGGGGAAAAGGGUGUUAAAGUGAUACAUUUUUAUACCAAAUGUGUUUAUUUUUUUGUGCAAGUAAUCCUUAAAAUUGGAAUUGUAUUAGGUGUUAAAAUAAAGUUUUUAAAAAAUUA
Molecule: messenger RNA, 2210 nt
Organism: Trichechus manatus latirostris (Florida manatee)
Lineage: Eukaryota; Metazoa; Chordata; Mammalia; Sirenia; Trichechidae
Gene: ING3
Product: inhibitor of growth family member 3
Exons: 12
Coding region: 135-1391 (418 amino acids)
Biological process (GO): regulation of DNA-templated transcription
Cellular component (GO): NuA4 histone acetyltransferase complex
Source: RefSeq, a predicted model, not a curated record